AUGGUUUUGAAUUUCGAUUAUCAGAUUAUCAAAGAUGCCAAAUUAAAGGUUCAGAUGCCAGAUCUAAGUAAGUAUCCGCCGAACCACCGACAACCUCCCUGCUCUCUCUCUCUCUCUCUCUCUCAUCUCCCCCUUGCUGCUCACCUGCGUACGCUCGCCCUAUCUUCUCUGCCGUUCGCCGGACCGAUCACGGCUCACCUCCUCCGACCGGAGACCUUUGUGCACCACACCACACCACCACCUCCGUCCACUCUCUUUCUGCUCUCCGCCGGAUUUGGGAGAACGGUUCGUGCAGCGGGUUAAGGCGGUAUCAGUAGUAUCGUCGAGUUGUGGUUACGUGACCGGCGGGUCUAGCGGGUUCAAGAAGUUAUUCGGCUAUCAACGGAUGUCUUCCAACAAUGUUUCGGGUUCUAACCCUACCGGCUCCUUCUCUCUCAUGAACCUUUGUGGGAGAGUCAUCUUCGAUGGUUCCAACUUUAUGGAUUGGAUCCGGAACAUCGGGAUGGUUACUCGUUACGAGGACAAGGAAUAUGUCCUCGACAAGGAGCUUAAGGAACUCGAUGAGACUACUGCUACUCCUGAGGAGAUCGCUGAAUACAGGACACAUGAGACAGAUUCC
Molecule: messenger RNA, 619 nt
Organism: Lactuca virosa
Lineage: Eukaryota; Viridiplantae; Streptophyta; Magnoliopsida; Asterales; Asteraceae
Source: the annotation of a GenBank genome assembly